Lampris incognitus (smalleye Pacific opah) is the source of this 873-nucleotide messenger RNA. It is a transcript of the gene atp6ap1la, whose product is annotated as ATPase H+ transporting accessory protein 1 like a. Gene Ontology annotation, cellular component: proton-transporting V-type ATPase complex. The coding region runs from base 1 to 873 and encodes 290 amino acids. The record is from RefSeq and is a predicted model, not a curated record. The transcript has 6 exons. NCBI's taxonomy places the organism in Eukaryota, Metazoa, Chordata, Actinopteri, Lampriformes, Lampridae.
AUGGAUGGGGCUGGUGAGUGGAGGAGGGAGGUUCUGUUCCCUGCAGAGGAUCCCAUCAGGAGGCUGCUCCAGCCCUAUGGCUGGCCUCUUCUGCACUCUCCAGAGACGUCCAGGAGGAAGUUACUCCAGACGCCAGGAGCUGCAGUUCCCUUCUCUCCUCUCAAGGUGGUGUCCAAUGGGAAGCCGUGUAUCCUGUUCCGAUCCAGGAAGUUAGCGAUCCGCUACCAGAACAGCAGCCUGGUGGAUCUGACGGAACGAACCUUCUCUGCAGAAAACCCUGUGGACACCAAGGGCUCUGUCUGCACCAAGGACAAGGCAACGUUGGUCAUGAAGUUUGGAGAUGUGGAGGAUCUGAGAGGCCUCUCCAUAAGGAUCCAGAUGUCCAGUACGUUUUAUGAAUCAGCGGGUCAGACGUGGUUCUCCGUGGACAGCGUCUCCCUCCACUACAACUGGUCUCAGGAGGCUCGUUUUAACGUCACGGAGGUUUACGCUCCGUCCACCUCCUCCUACCACUGCCAGCACGUCUCCAGCCUGCAGCGCUACGACACGCUGCUGCUGCCGAGCUCCGCCUCCGAUAACGCCCGUCACUGGCACGUCACCUUUACCGACUUCCAGAUUCAGGCGUUUAACGUGGCGUCCGGUAAGUUUGCUCCGGCCAGUGACUGUGCGACGUUCUUCACGCCGGCCAUCCUGAUGGGUCUGAUCACGUCGCUCAUCCUGCUGCUGGUCCUGGCCUACGCCCUGCACAUGGUCAUCCACCUCAAACACAUCGACCACUACGACGAACACAAGACCACCGUGUACUUCCCCCGCAGCCCCGAGCAGGCCGAGCCCUGCUCAGUGGCCAACGUUACGGAGAAAAACACUUUGUGA